CUCUGUUGGGUUUUGGUUCUUUUUGUUGAAAUUUAGUGUUUUGAGGUUUGUUUUGAAUGGUAAGAUUUUGUAUCUGGGAAGCUUUGUUCUUGAGCAAGCUUUCCAUUGUUAUUCUUGUGCUAGUUGGGAGGUGAAAUUCACAGCUAAAUACAUUUUGGGAUUUUAAGGAGAUCUUGAAUGUGCAUAACAAAGUUCCCUUGAGCGUUUAAAGUUCAGAUUUUGUGUCAUUUUGGUCAAGGUUGCAGCUUUUACUGGUUUCUAUGUUGCGAAGACGACUUUCGAUUUAUAGGAAUAGAGAGUCGUGACUUCAAUUCCCUUUCCGUUGAGAUUUAGAUCAUUGUUUGAAGGGGAUAUAUUGUUAAGAAAUAAAUGUAUGGAUCGAAGGGAAGCUAUGAUGUUACCUGGAUCCGCUCCUUACUAUAUGCAGAGAGGGAUGAGUGGGAGUGGGAGCGGGACGGGGAAUGCCCCUGGUUUUCAGGGAUCACCAAGCAUUAGUCCUUCAUUAGCUGCUGGUAAUAUUGCCUUUCAAUCUAGUAGUAGCGGCGCUCCGAUUCCACAAACGCUAGUAAUGGAUCCUUCAUCAACUAUGUCACCUAGAGGUAGUAUUGGUGCAUCAUCAUCAGUCCCACAAGGUGAGCCUGUUCGCAGAAAGAGGGGUAGGCCUCGGAAGUAUGGAGCUCAAGGGGCGAUGUCCUUGGCUCUGAAUCCACCUCCAUCUACUCAGGCAAUGUCAUUAAACCCAACUCAGAAGAGGGGUAGAGGAAGGCCACCAGGGUCUGGACGAAAGCAGCAACUCGCUUCUUUUGGU
Messenger RNA from Capsicum annuum, 808 nucleotides. Its product is annotated as AT-hook motif nuclear-localized protein 9-like. Lineage: Eukaryota; Viridiplantae; Streptophyta; Magnoliopsida; Solanales; Solanaceae. The record is from RefSeq and is a predicted model, not a curated record. Gene Ontology annotation, molecular function: minor groove of adenine-thymine-rich DNA binding.